This is a messenger RNA of Rana temporaria (common frog), 1050 nucleotides long. Its product is annotated as cytochrome c oxidase assembly factor 7. Gene Ontology annotation, cellular component: mitochondrial intermembrane space. The coding region runs from base 83 to 775 and encodes 230 amino acids. Gene Ontology annotation, molecular function: protein binding. The record is from RefSeq and is a predicted model, not a curated record. The transcript is spliced from 3 exons. NCBI's taxonomy places the organism in Eukaryota, Metazoa, Chordata, Amphibia, Anura, Ranidae.
CCAUAGCAAUGGUCAAAUCCGGUUUACAGUGAAGAGGCGGGGUUUAGAGGUCAGUGUGACACCGGUACAUGUGGUGUCUGUCAUGGCUGGACUGGUGGACUUCAAGAACGAGGAGGAGGUAAAGGAAUACCUGGACAAUCUGGGGGUGGAGUACCACUAUGCGUGCUACAAGGAGAAGCAGCCUGAUGGCUGUCAUCGUUUAGCUGAAUACUUGGAAAACAUUAAGAAAGACUUUGUAGCAACGGCAAAAGUGCUGAAACACAACUGUGAAGAGAACGGGCAGAGCGAGAGCUGCUUCAAGUUGGGGGCUUAUCACAUAACUGGGAAAGGGGGAGUACCAUUAGAUCUGCAAGCUGCUUACAACUGCUUCCUAAAAUCCUGCAUCAAGGGAGGGAGAAAAUCUUUAGACUCCUGCCAUAACGUCGGCUUGCUAUUACAAGACGGCCAUGUGAACGAUAAGAAACCUGACCCCGUUGCUGCCAUAGACUAUUACACAAAGGCCUGCGAUGGCAAGUUUUCUGCAAGCUGCUUUAAUCUGAGUGCAAUGUACUUACAAGGAACUCCGGAGCUACCCAAGGACAUGAGCAAAGCCCUGCACUACUCUGAGAGAGCCUGUGAUCUGGGACACGUAUGGGCAUGCGCCAAUGCCAGCCGAAUCUAUAAACUGGGGGACGGAGUCGGUAAAGAUGGCGUCAAAGCAGAAUCCUUGAAGAACCGCGCUAAAGAACUAUACAGACAGCAAAACGAAGCAGAACAGAUUACCUUUGGAGAAUGACAGACAAGGAUUGUACACAGAAGAUUUCUAGCUAUUUCUCCAUGUGUGAGCUGAGAUGAGAACACCCAAUAGGUGACAAUAAUGUGUCACUAGGUGUCCUCAUCUCAGGCUUUCUACACUUUUUAAAUCCAAAAUGUUUGAUUUGAUUUUUUUUCCUUGAGGGACCCUGAUUUUUCUCCUACCUGUAUCUUUAAACCCUACCUGGAUAACAUUUAAUUUGUUAAAUAUUAUGUAUCAUAAAAUACUGCCAUCUUUUCAUAAAAUACUUGAUUUGA